AUAACUAACUUCCUGUAAAAUGAUUGAAUUUUCUCGGAAGAAAAAAUCCAAAAUAUUUGGGGUUUUAUUACAUAGGGGAACAUUAUGACUUCCUCAAUAGACACCCCUAUAUUAAUUGAUUCAGACAAUGAUAGUGAUGUUGAGAUUCUACGUGAAGAGAGAAACGAAGACUUAGACAUCAUAUUUGUCUCAGAAACAAUACAUGUUAAGGAAGAAGAGAAACCUUCUGCAGAGAAUAUCAAGUCUGAAAGUAAACCAUGUGACACAAGUUUUAAUCGCAGCCUGAGUAUUUCAUCAAAUUUAGAUUUGACUUUACGUUUAACUGACAAUCCAACACCACCUUCGGUUGAUCAGACACCAUGUUCAAACACAAAUUCUUCAAUGUCAGCCAUUGAUCAUGCUCCACUGGAUUUGUCAUCUAAAGCAAAAUAUGAUGACAUCACUGACAGUUCAGAAGAAGGAUCCUCAGAAGACGAUUACGAUGAAGAUGAUGAUGAUGACGAAGAUACUGGUAGCGACGAUCCAUUCGCUAUAAAAGGACCAGACAAUGGUGGAAGUAUACUGUCAAUGCCAAGACUAUACAACUCUGACCAAACACAACCAUCAAACUGUUGCUCUAAACCACAGUCUUUCAAUAUAUCAGAUAUUUUAUCUACUGGAAAUUCUACACAGGGAAGAAAAAAACUGCCUAGUCAGAUAAGAGUUUUAAAAUCUUAUAACCAAACAUUACAACCAAUUGAUUCAGUGUCAAGUUACCAGAUCAAACAAGACUGCACUCAGUCAGUAUAUAGUUCUAUGACAAGUGCAGGCCCACAACAAACUCAGCAUCAAAAUAAUGAUCAAUCAACACAAUCUAUGGCCCAACAAACAAUAUGCAAUAGUGUGCAUUAUCAGCAAACAUUGACUUUGAAAGAGUCACAUGAUAAAAUGCAAAGUCAACAAGGGAUUUGGAACCCGUCAGACCAUGCAAGUCAAUCAAAUCUUUCAACAUCAGGGACAAAUUCCGUUAAUUGUAAUCCAUCGUUUUCAUCCUCACCCAACAAAACAGUGACUGAUAUUUGUGAUGAAUUACUCCAGGAUCUUGAUUUUCUUAAUAGUUCAAACAAUUCUUUGUCAUCACAUUCAAAAUUGUGUAAAACUACAUCAUCUGGGGACCAAGAAUUAAAGACAUCACCUCCAGCUGUUGGAAUCAAACGAACAUUAUCUGAACAAAAUCUCAAAUCAAAAUCUGAUGAUAAAAUACUGCCUCCAAAGAAACAAACCCGAUAUCUUUAUCACCAGAGUAGUGAAGAGACGCAAUCCUCAUCCUGGGGAAGUGAGAAAUGUAGUCAAUGUCAGAUGUCUCUGCUCGGUCUUAAACUGUCACGUUGUCUUCAAGGCCAUCCUUCUUGUACCACAUGUCUUGAAGAAAAGGUCAAGGUUGUAUUGACAGGAAAAGCAAAAGAAACUUUACAUUGUCUGAAACCUGGCUGUAACAGUUACUUUCCAAUUGGUGAAUUGAAUCAGUCUUUACCAAAGAUGGUUGUAGAUAUAUUAGAGACAAAACUUGAUGAUGAUUAUAUAGACUAUAUUGCUAAUAUGAUACUUAAGAAUGCCUCAUCAUCAGAGGACAGUGGACACAAUAUUAACUCACAAGAAGUACCGUCUGUGCCAGAAAAUAGGUCCACAGGCUGUACAGCUGACAAUAAACUGGAGAGAAAUAAAGAUCUACCUGACAACUGGACUGUUAUGGACAGGAAAAAGACACAUGAUUUAAUUGCCUUGGAACCUGAAUCUCCAGAAUAUGUAGAUGUGGUAUUUAAGUUCCAUGAAUCAAUGAAAUUCCCCUUAGCUGAUAUUUGUAAAGUUUCCAGAAUUCAAAACCCUAUACUCUGGCAAUUUUUUAAUGUAAAAAGAUCUGAAAUGAUUCAAGAGAAUGAUGGGAUUGAUGUUGAAGAAAGAAAACUGUUCCAUGGCACUCAAGCAGCAAUUGUUGAAUCCAUAUGUAAGAAAGGAUUUGAUUGGAGAGUCUGUGGAAAGAAUGGAACAGUCUAUGGUCAAGGUUGUUACUUUGCUGUAAAUGCCAAUUAUUCACAUCAGUACACAGACAAACCAACUCGACGUAAUCGAUUACCGAGACCAUUCAUGCCCGUUCCACCUCCGGCUCAUUUCCAUAUACACGGAGGGACAGGUCUAAUGGUGCCAAUAAUGGUGAACCCUCUAUCAAUGAACCUAGGACCAGGACAAUUCGGACAACAGCCAAAUAAUAAUAGUGCAUCACAAAAUUUCCAACAAUUACGAGUAUACACACGUCCUAGUACUUCAUCGAAUACAUCCCAGGGUAAUUGUUUACUUUACACCAACAUACAGGCUGGACAACAAGUCUCAACACAAAACAAUGGUGCUAGUGGACAGAGGGCAGUUGGUUCUCAAUCGCCUUCUGUUAUUGUCAAUUCACAAUAUGGUCAACCACAAGUUGUUUACCAAUCAAAUCCUGCUCCUCCACCAAUGGUCAUGCCUGAAAUACAGGAAGAAAAACCCAUGCAUAGAAUGAUUCUCAGUCGAGUCCUUGUUGGAAAAUAUACCGGUGGAAAUGCUAAUUACAGAAAGCCUCCUCCUUUGUUUGCAGACGAUCCGUCAGGGAGGUACUAUGACUCAUGUGUUGAUCACAUUCAUUCCCCUAAAAUAUUUGUUAUAUUUGAUAGUGCUCAGGCUUAUCCUGAGUAUUUAAUAGAGUAUAACAUACUGAGUGAAUGAUUGGUUGUAAAGAAGAUCACAUGACGAUCACAUUGAUGUUACUACUGUUAGUGAGUGUAUGAAACUAUUUCCUGUACUUUUUAAGGAGGAUGAAUUCAGUUAAGAGGUCGAACUUAUUGAUACAUUCACAGUUAUAUCUUGAUUGUUUUACUGUUACUUUUGUUAUUGUUAAGUGAUAUUUUAUGUUGAUCUUUAAAAGUACAGAAAUGUCGAUUUUCUCUUGUUGAUAGGAUCAAUCAUGUUAAUGAUUUUUUUUUUGGGGGGGG
Messenger RNA from Mytilus trossulus (common blue mussel), 3002 nucleotides. RefSeq lists its product as uncharacterized. The coding region runs from base 85 to 2736 and encodes 883 amino acids. The record is from RefSeq and is a predicted model, not a curated record. The transcript is spliced from 7 exons. Lineage: Eukaryota; Metazoa; Mollusca; Bivalvia; Mytilida; Mytilidae. Gene Ontology annotation, cellular component: nucleus. Gene Ontology annotation, molecular function: NAD+ poly-ADP-ribosyltransferase activity; NAD+-protein mono-ADP-ribosyltransferase activity.